AUGGAAUUUCGUCAUGAAUGCAAGACCCGGAGUGUAGUCAAUGUAAAGCUGGUCGACUUCCUCCAACGUCAGACCCUUGGUCUCUGGAACAAAGGCGAAGACAAAGAAGAUGGAGAAGACCACACAGCCGAAGAAGACAAAUCCAUAUGCAAAGUGAAUGGCUUUCGAGAUAAAUGGAGUGAAAAAGGCAAUCAGGAAUCCCCAGAUCCAGUUGGCAGACUGGGCAAUACCCAUACCCUUCUGUCUAAUUCUCAAUGGGUAGGUUUCCGAAACAACGACGAAGACACAUGGACCCCACGUGGUGGCGAAGAAGAAGAUGUAGAAACACGAGAGGAAAAUCAUGGCAUCUCCCACGCUCUCGUCUGGAUCCACACCGAACUUGCCCUUGUACAGAGACUUGGUACCGAUGGCUGCGAAAAUGACCAAGCAAACGGCCAUACCGAUAGCACCACCGAUCAGAGUGAAUCUUCUUCCGAAACGGUCAACAACAAACAGCGAGCCGAUGGUGGAGGCAAAGUUGACAACACCAAGGACAAUCGAGGUCUCGAACGAGUCGUUCAGACCCACAGACUUGAAGACGGUGGUACCAUAGUAGAAGAAAUAGUUGUCACCAGACAGCUGCUGCAGAGAUUGCAAGAUCACACCAACCAUCAGUCUGUAGAAAAUCUUUGGCUUACCGGUGACCAGCUCGCCCCACGAUGCGGAACCGGCCUGGCGCUCAAUCUCAAUGGAGUUCAGAAUGAUGGCAGCCUCGUGCUCGACGAACUCGGAGUCGACAGCCACCUUGUUGACCUUGGCCAUCGACCUCUUGGCAUCCUCGAGUCUGUCUUUCUCGAUCAGAUAUCUUGGAGACUCAGGCAUAAACGUCAUACCGAAGAUCAUCAAGAGGGCCCAUGCGAAACACAGACCCAGAGGAAUUCUCCACUGUCUCGAGUUGUCGUAGUUGUGGUAGGUACCGUAGGUCGUGCAGUAACCAAGGAAGAUACCGAGAGUAAUCAUAAGCUGGUAGCUGGAAACAAGAGCACCUCUGACCUCCUUAGGCGAGGUCUCAGAGAUGAACAUUGGACACAGCACAGAAACGGAACCGACGGCCAGACCAGAGAUGAUUCUGCCGAUGAAAAACUGCACCCACGAAGAAACAGAAGCGAUCUGGAUGACAAUACCAACAAUGUAAACCACCAUGGUGAGCAUAAGACCGAUCUUUCUACCCUUGAUGUCUCCGAGUCUACCAAGAGUAAGACCACCGAUAGCACAACCGAUGUUGAAAAUGGAGAUCAUCAAACCGGUUCUCACAUUGGAGAGGUAGUGCUCGCCCUUACCGUUGACUUGACCGAAACGACGCUUGAAAUCUGGCAUGUUGACGAAACCAGAAAUGGUACCGGUAUCCCAUCCGAAGACGAAACCACCGAAAGCGAUCAGUGA
Messenger RNA from Ogataea haglerorum, 1422 nucleotides. RefSeq lists its product as uncharacterized. The record is from RefSeq and is a predicted model, not a curated record. The transcript has a single exon. Bases 1 to 1422 code for a protein of 473 amino acids. NCBI's taxonomy places the organism in Eukaryota, Fungi, Ascomycota, Pichiomycetes, Pichiales, Pichiaceae.